AUGUCGUUGCUUCGCAAGUCGUUUCGCUACAUUCAGUUGCUCAUCUCCGCCGAACCGACCAGGCUUGAUUAUCUACUUCUGGUCACAGGUGCACUCUCAGCCAUUGCUUCUGGUGUUCCUUUCCCAUUGAUUGGCAUCAUCUUUGGUCAACUGAUCGACGAUUUCAACUCAGCAACGUGUGAUGUACAAGAACACAAUGGAGAUGCGACCGAUUAUCAAGGCAACGUUGACUCCAGAAUCCUACUCAUAUUAUACUUGGCCAUUGCUCAAUUCGUCUUGAUCUAUGCUCAUUUAUCAUGUUGGAGUCUGACGGGCGCACGACUUGCACAGCGAUUAAGAGAGAGCUAUCUAAGAAACCUACUCCGACAAGAGCCUUCAUUCUUUGACAAUGUCACUCCAGGCGAGGUUGCGUCUCGCCUCAACGGCGACAUUUCCACCAUUCGAUCUGGAACCUCCGAGAAGGUCGGCAUUUGCAUAUCAGCUGUCUCCUUCUUUGUGACGGCAUAUAUCGUGGCCUUCAUCAAGGAUACAAAGCUGGCAGGCAUGUUGGUGUGGCUGUUCCCAGCUUACUUUAUCAUGUCAUUUGUGGGCAGCCACUACAUUGAGAAGUACUCGGAGCUGGUCUCAACGCAUGCUGCUUCCGCAGCCUCCAUUUCGGCAGAAGCACUCUCCAACGUCGUUGUUGUCCAUGCCUUUGGUGCCAAUUCUCGCCUUGAAAAGAUUUUCGCCCAACAUCAAAAGGCUUCGGAACGCGAAGGCGUGAAGAAAGCAUUUGCAACUGGCGUACAGUCGGGCGUAAUGUACCUCAUCGCAUACUGCGGAAAUGCCCUCGCCUUCUGGCAAGGCAGCAAGCAAAUUGCACGCGUUGUUCAACUCGAUGCUUCCGGCGCUACCGUGGGCAAAGUAUUUACUGUGAUAUUCGUCAUGGUUGAAGCCACACUUGUUCUCAGUCAAGUUGCCCCUUUCAUACAAAUGUUCGGUGCAGCCUCGGCUUCCUUCCAAAAGAUCCGUGCCGAUAUGGAGCAUCAAUCAACGAUCGAUGCAACCUCGGAGGAUAAUGGCGACUCCCUAGACGAAGUGAAUGGUUCUUUCUCUUUUACGAAGGUCUCUUUUGCGUACCCAUCACGGCCAGAUACAUAUGUCCUCAAAGAACUGGACCUCGAAAUUCCAGCGAAGAAGCACACAGCCAUCAUCGGAAUGUCCGGCAGUGGAAAGUCAACUAUAGCUGGGUUGUUAACUCGACUCUACGAUCCAAAUGAAGGCCAGGUUUUGCUUGAUGAGAAAGACUUGCGGAGCUUGAAUACGCGACAGCUAAGGGGCCAUAUUGGCUUGGUUCAACAGGAGCCUGCCCUUUUCAAUCGCUCAAUUCUUGAAAACAUUGCUCAUGGGUUGGUGAACUCUCCUCAUGCAGAGCAUGAGAGACUGAAACCACUAUUACUCGGGCCAGAGUUAUCGGACCUCGCAGAAUGCGUACGGAAUGGCGAGGACCUACUCGUAGCAGCCCAGAAGCAAGGCCCUCUUGUCACAGAGAUUGCUGCACUCGUCCAACGCGCCGCCAGUUUGGCUGAUGCUACCAAUUUCAUUUCUUCGCUCCAAGACAACUUUGGAACGGUAGUAGGUUCCGGUGGCCGACUUGUGAGUGGAGGUCAAAAGCAACGGCUUGCUCUUGCGCGGGCCCUGGUGAAGAACCCAGAAAUAAUCAUUCUCGACGAAGCAACGUCUGCUCUGGACUCGGCAAGUGAACAUCGGAUUCAGUCUGCAGUCUCAAGAGUGGCUUCUGGGAGAACAAUGAUCACAGUUGCACAUCGGUUGGCGACCGUCCGAUACGCUCACAAGAUCAUUGUCCUGAAAGAAGGCAGAAUCCUGGAAGAAGGAGAUCAUGCCACUUUGAUUGCCCAGGGUGGCGCCUACGCCAGCCUGGUGCAAAUGCAAAAUGUUAAGCCAACAUCUGCUGAAGAACAGGAGUUGCUACAGGACCACCGUGGCGGAUCAAGUAGAACGAGUGACAGCAUCGAUGAGAAACAGCCGGACCAUACAGCUCAGCAAGAGAUACAGCCUUUGGAUUUCACACAGGGCGAAUCCGACGACACCGAGGAAGAAGAGCUCCCUCCAUCGGCGAGAUCGCUCGCAUCAGUGAUAAGUGGUCUCUCACAUCUAGUCCGACCGUAUGUUCUUAUCAUCUUGAUUGCGCUAUUAGCAUCAAGCAUUGUCGGUGGCUCAUUUUCGGCGGAAGCGGUCAUUUUCGGAAACACAGUCGGCCGUCUCAACCCUUGCAAGACUGAAUCAAGUAUUCGAUCUGCGGGUAACUUCUUUGGCCUCAUGUUCUUUGUACUAGCCAUAAUCGAAUUCUUCGCCAACAUGAUUAGCUGGACAGCGUUUGGUUGGCUGUCAGAAAAACUUCUCUACAUUGUCCGCGUCUUGUCAUUCCGGUCGCUGUUCGAGCAGAACCUUCAGUGGCACCAAUCCGACGAGCGAACGCCUGCAAAACUACUCUUAUACAUUACGCGAGAUGGCAGUGCUCUAGCGGGACUGAGUGGAUCAGUGUUGGGCACCAUCUUCUCGAUCUCGGUCAACUUGGUGGUUGCUAUUGUCCUCACCCAUAUCAUCGCUUGGAAGAUCGCGCUGGUAUGUUUGGCUCUAGUGCCUCUUCUUCUCGGUGCCGGCCUGAUGGAACUGAGGGUCCUGGUACAGUUCGAGGAGAAACAUGAAACCGCUUUCGCCAAGUCAGUCGACAUCAGCGUGGAAGCAAUUACUUGCAUCAAAACUGUUGCAGCACUUGGCCUCGAGAAGGAGACUCUCAUGACCUACCGCCGGUCGCUUAAAGGUCCGAGGAAGGAGACUACGACAGUGAGUCUCUACGCUAGUCUGUGGCUAGCCCUCAUGUACUUUUUGGGUAACAUGGUGAAUGCCUUGGCCUACUGGUGGGGAUCGAAGCAAAUUAUAUCCGGAACUUACACUCAGACUCAAUUCCUGAUCGUAGUCUUCUCACUUCUGGUGAGUGCCAUGCUUUGGAGUCAAAUGUUCGCACUGGCUCCGGAAUUAUCCAAUGCUCGCGCCGCUGUUGCCAGAAUACUAGACCUCAUUGAUCUAGGUUCAAACAAAGACUUGAAAGGCUCUGAGGUUGACAAGAUUUUACCACAGCCGUCGGAGAAGGAUGUUGAAGCUCUCGGGGAUGGAAAGCUCUCACCGAGCUCUUCAAACAUGGGUGGCUCAAGCGUGGUAUUUCAGGACGUCACGUUCUCGUAUCCUGCUCGACCCGAUAUGAAGGUCCUCCACGAGUUGAACUUGAACAUCCAACGUGGGAAGUUCUGUGCGUUAGUUGGGCCAAGUGGAGCUGGCAAGUCUACGAUCAUUGCACUCUUGGAGGGCAUGUUCAGACCACAGUCCGGAUCGAUCUUGAUCGACGGCAACGACAUCACGAAGCAUAAGGACGUUUCUUUCCGAGAUGAGAUAUCCCUUGUUCCCCAGGAUAGCGUCUUGUUUGAAGGGACCGUUGCCUUCAACGUUGGACUCGGUGCCCGGCCUCAUGAAGAAGCUUCGCGAGCUGAUAUCGAAGAAGCAUGUAAACUCGCAAAUAUCCACGACACUAUCGUCAACCUACCGCAAGGAUACGACACUCUUUGCGGGCCUAACGGCAGUCAACUAUCCGGCGGACAACGACAGCGACUCUCGAUCGCCCGCGCUUUGGUUCGCAAACCUCGACUUCUUAUCCUUGACGAGUCAACAAGCGCUUUGGACGCUGAGUCUGAAAGUCUGCUGCAGCAAGGCCUCACCAAGGCGGCACGGGGAAUAACGGUUAUCGCCAUAGCUCAUCGCUUGCAUACGAUCAAGCAAGCAGAUGUUAUCUUCUUGAUCGAGGGAGGCAAAUGUGUAGACAGUGGCUCACACGGAGAAUUGUUCCAACGGUCCGAGAGCUACAGAAACAAUGUACUGCACCAGACGUUGGGGGACGUAGAACAAGUGGCAUAA
Molecule: messenger RNA, 3969 nt
Organism: Exophiala spinifera
Lineage: Eukaryota; Fungi; Ascomycota; Eurotiomycetes; Chaetothyriales; Herpotrichiellaceae
Exons: 2
Coding region: 1-3969 (1322 amino acids)
Biological process (GO): transmembrane transport
Cellular component (GO): membrane
Molecular function (GO): ATP binding; ABC-type transporter activity; ATP hydrolysis activity
Source: RefSeq, a predicted model, not a curated record